Messenger RNA from Amoebophrya sp. A120, 321 nucleotides. NCBI's taxonomy places the organism in Eukaryota, Dinophyceae, Syndiniales, Amoebophryaceae. The record is from the annotation of a GenBank genome assembly.
AUGCAACAACGUUCUUUCCAAAUCUGUCAUGCUGUUUCUACCUUUUUGUUCGUUUCGCUCUUUCAUGAAGUAUUUUACAACUCACUACGGAAAAACUAUCCUAGAUUCGCUAUACAAAUUCCUACUUGUAAGAUGUCCGCGCUGUCAGCACUCGCUCUAAAAAUAUCGUUUUGUUGGUUUCUCAUUUCUAUUUUCUCUUCCUGUACUUUUGUAAAAAAUACGCUUCUCGCAUUACAAGCUACCUGCGUGUUUAUCUUGGUUUCCUGUUUUUGGUUUUACGAGCUGGAUAUCUUUCGUGGGCACUGGCAGGGUGCAGUGUAG